This is a messenger RNA of Anopheles maculipalpis, 1530 nucleotides long. RefSeq names its product methyltransferase-like protein 25B. NCBI's taxonomy places the organism in Eukaryota, Metazoa, Arthropoda, Insecta, Diptera, Culicidae. The record is from RefSeq and is a predicted model, not a curated record. The coding region runs from base 1 to 1530 and encodes 509 amino acids. The transcript is spliced from 5 exons.
AUGAGGGUUGUACGGUUGUGGCAACACAACGAAAAAUCGACUGGAAGGAUGUGUCACACGCGGGGACGGGAGAAGGAGGAAGGAUGUUACAUGAGCGGAAGAGACUACAUUCGUCUUUCUGAUAACAAAGCAAUGGAAGAGUGCUUACGCAUGCAGGUGGAAUUGCGGCACAAAAUAAACGAGUCUAGCAAAAUUGUACAUCUCUACAAAACGCUCAUCGAUGCGUACAUUGUGGAUUUUUUUGACCAAAACCACUGGAACAAUUUACCGCCUAGUUGGAUACGCUGCUUCGCCACCAUCCCAAUCCAACAGCUUCCGGAACUACUCUUCUUUGAAGGAAGAAAAAGCGAAGCAAAUGUGUGGCCUUUAUCGGUGUUAGCCUUACGAUCGCUUUUUUGGCGUUUGGUGCACACCAGAACCAAACCAGCAGUGAAAUCUCAUACGAAACCCACCAGCUAUGUAUAUCACAAACAUUCUGGUUUGUUUAAAAAAUCGGUUAAAUUGAAAAAGCGACAUGAAAUUGAAGAAUUCGCAAACGAUUGCUCCCGAGAAUCGAUCGAAAACAUUGGCAGCACGCUGGUCGACAUCGGUUCGGGGCAGGGAAAUUUGGCUCGUACGCUUGCCUACGGAUACGGGUUUCGUGUUUGUUGCCUCGAGCAGAACGGAUCGUUCGUUAAGGUGGCAAGACAAAAAGACACUGAGCUAUGGCGACGGUUAGUGAAGCUCGAACCAGCAUUAAAUGGUUCCAUCAUACAUCCGGUUCACCUGCACGAGAAAGUCAAUCUCGAGCACAUUGAUCCCGGAAGCUUCGUUCAACUCCUACGAGAUGCGCUUAACGUCGAAAAGGAGCAGCAAAACGAAGGCUUUAACUUUGGACUAAUCGGUCUCCAUCCAUGUGGAGAUUUGGCUCCCUCGUUGCUUCGAUUGUUACUGGCCUGCCAGGAGUGUCGUUUCGUGAAGCUCGUAUGCUGUUGUUACAUGAAGCUUUCCUGCGAAAAUUCAACGACAAACGGCUCGUUCCAUGAGUAUGGUUUCCCGCUAAGUGACUUUUGUCGCACGGCCAAACUCACACUAAGCUACGAAGCUCGCGAAAUUGCUUGCCACGCGAUCGAGCAGUAUCGGGACAAAUUAAAAGUCGACUAUCGAGAGCUCAAAGUACACGCGUACCGAGCUGCCAUCGAAAGCAUUAUCGUCCGUUUGCGGCCUGACUUGAAACAUUCCGGACUGAAAGGUGGCAUAAAGGCAACGGAGACGAGCUUCGACGAAUACUGCCAGCGAGCGACUGAUGGGUUAGGGAUCGUUAUACCGAAGGAAGCGAUACAAGCAGAGGAGACGCAACAGAACCUUGCCCGUUGGGAAGAGGUUGUAAAGUUUUACACACUAAGACUGAUGUUUGCACCGCUCAUAGAAACAAUCGUACUGUACGAUCGUUUACUGUUUCUACUGGAAAAAGGUGCUCAUGCUCGCAUAGACGUCCUGUUUGAUCCAUAUCUUUCCCCACGGAAUCAUGUCAUCACGGCGUAUAAAUGA